AUGAAGAUUUCGGCUGUCAUCCUCGCUUUGGUUUCCGUGGCUGCUGCUGUCAGCAUCAAGCUCAGCCCGGGCGGAGGUGGCGACAGUGAAAGGGUACACGGCAGGGCCGUCGAACAUGACAAGAACCCAGCCCUCGACCAUUAA
Pyricularia grisea is the source of this 144-nucleotide messenger RNA. RefSeq lists its product as uncharacterized. The transcript has a single exon. The record is from RefSeq and is a predicted model, not a curated record. Bases 1 to 144 code for a protein of 47 amino acids. Lineage: Eukaryota; Fungi; Ascomycota; Sordariomycetes; Magnaporthales; Pyriculariaceae.